Molecule: messenger RNA, 1047 nt
Organism: Saccharomyces kudriavzevii IFO 1802
Lineage: Eukaryota; Fungi; Ascomycota; Saccharomycetes; Saccharomycetales; Saccharomycetaceae
Gene: HMT1
Product: protein-arginine omega-N methyltransferase HMT1
Exons: 1
Coding region: 1-1047 (348 amino acids)
Biological process (GO): peptidyl-arginine methylation
Cellular component (GO): nucleus
Molecular function (GO): protein-arginine N-methyltransferase activity
Source: RefSeq, a predicted model, not a curated record
AUGAGCAAGACAGCUGUGCAGGAAUCCGCAACGGAAAAGGCUAAGCUUAGUGAAACCGAACAACACUACUUUAAUUCGUACGAUCAUUAUGGUAUUCACGAAGAAAUGCUUCAAGAUACCGUCCGUACUCUGUCUUACAGAAACGCAAUCAUCCAAAACAAAGAUUUAUUCAAGGACAAGAUUGUUCUAGACGUUGGUUGUGGUACCGGUAUUCUAUCCAUGUUUGCUGCCAAGCAUGGUGCUAAGCAUGUCAUCGGUGUUGAUAUGUCGAGCAUCAUAGAAAUGGCAAAAGAGUUGGUAGAAUUGAACGGCUUCGGUAACAAGAUCACUUUGCUAAGAGGUAAAUUGGAGGACGUCCAUUUGCCCUUCCCUAAAGUCGAUAUCAUAAUAUCUGAAUGGAUGGGUUAUUUCUUAUUGUACGAGUCCAUGAUGGACACCGUUCUUUAUGCUAGAGACCACUAUUUGGUGGAAGGCGGUUUGAUUUUCCCCGACAAGUGCUCCAUCCAUUUGGCAGGUCUAGAAGACUCUCAGUACAAAGACGAAAAACUGAACUACUGGCAAGACGUUUAUGGGUUCGACUAUUCUCCAUUUGUUCCAUUGGUUUUACACGAACCAAUUGUCGAUACAGUGGAAAGAAGUAAGGUCAACACUACUUCGGACAGACUUAUCGAAUUCGACUUGAAUACAGUGAAGUUAUCAGAUCUAGCGUUCAAGAGUAAAUUCAAAUUGACUGCCAAGAGACAAGAUAUGAUUAAUGGUGUGGUCACCUGGUUCGACAUCGUUUUCCCUGCACCAAAGGGCAAGAGACCCGUCGAGUUCUCCACUGGUCCUCAUGCUCCGUACACUCACUGGAAACAAACAAUCUUUUACUUACCCGAUGACUUAGACGCUGAAUCAGGCGACACAAUUGAAGGUGAGUUGAUUUGCUCUCCAAAUGAAAGAAAUAACAGAGAUUUGAACAUCAAAAUUUCUUACAAGUUCGAAUGCAAUGGCAUUGACGGUAAUUCAAGAAGCAGAAAAAACAAUGGUUCUUACUUGAUGCAUUAA